AUGGCAAGCGACUACAACUCGAGAUCGGAAAAAAUGACAUUCGACAAAUGGAGGCCUGUCAUGCUGCACUCAAUCAAUGAUCACAGCAUCCUCGCAAAUUCUGAAACUGACCCAGUGAAGUUGUUUGACUUUGGAAAGUCAAGCAAACCGAUAUGGAUAACUCCAGUACUUGACCGUAUCAAGGCAGUGGAAGAUGUGGGACAAUUCAAUUUCUGUGUGAUUGCUGAUUCGAAAGUUUUGUUGAUGGAUUCCACUCUUGGUAAAAAGAAAAUGUCAAUCGAUAUGAAAGCCAAUGAGAAAUGUGUGGGAGUGCUCAGUGGGAAUGCGAAAGCUCCGUGUUAUAUGGUUCUGAAAGAUGAAAGAAAGAAGGAUAUUGUGAUACCACACCAACAUUGUAUUGUCGAUUCAAAGAUGAACUGCGCUGCAUGUGAUGGGAAAGGGCAAGUCAUUAUUCAAUACGGCAACACGAGUCAAAAUGAGUUUGCGGUGGAAGCGAAAAAAUUGAAAGACAGAAAUAGGAAACGAGGAGGGAAUGAGAUCGAAAAUGAACAACUUCAAAUGGCGCUGCGAGUAGAAGAAAGACACGAGAAGAUGAUUGAAGACGUCAAAUGUCUGAAAAUAGAUGCACCGAAAACAGAAGGCGAUACAGAGAGCAAAGAAGUCGGAACAGAAAACACACAUGCUCAGAACUCUUCGGAUCUCUUCAAUUUCCAACGGACAAUAGCUCGCGGAACUUUUGGAGAGGUUAAGGAAUACACCUCCAUCAAAACUGGUCGCUCAUUCGCUAUCAAAGAACUGAGAAGGUCACAUGCUCUUAAUGAGAUGUUCAUCAACGAUCGAGAGAUCCAGAAUCACAUGCUCAUCAAGCACAAGCACAUUGUCCGCUUCUUCGGUGCUUUCAAAGAUGAAUCAACAAUUUUCAUCGUUCUCGAGUUGAUGAGCCAGACGUUACGACAAGUGAUGAAGAACAAUGGCAUUAUGGAUGAAGCAUCAAGUGGAGUUGUGGUUAAGGCGGUUGCAAAAGGUCUUUAA
This is a messenger RNA of Caenorhabditis remanei, 1032 nucleotides long. RefSeq lists its product as uncharacterized. Gene Ontology annotation, biological process: protein phosphorylation; MAPK cascade. Bases 1 to 1032 code for a protein of 343 amino acids. Gene Ontology annotation, molecular function: ATP binding; MAP kinase kinase activity. The transcript is spliced from 6 exons. NCBI's taxonomy places the organism in Eukaryota, Metazoa, Nematoda, Chromadorea, Rhabditida, Rhabditidae. The record is from RefSeq and is a predicted model, not a curated record.